Molecule: messenger RNA, 952 nt
Organism: Helianthus annuus (common sunflower)
Lineage: Eukaryota; Viridiplantae; Streptophyta; Magnoliopsida; Asterales; Asteraceae
Product: ethylene-responsive transcription factor 4
Exons: 1
Coding region: 64-681 (205 amino acids)
Biological process (GO): regulation of DNA-templated transcription
Molecular function (GO): DNA binding; DNA-binding transcription factor activity
Source: RefSeq, a predicted model, not a curated record
ACACCUUCCUUAAUCCUUAUUCUCCCCGAACCCAUUUCCGACAACAUCCUUAAUCCCCCACCCAUGGCACCCAAACACCCCUCCACCGGUGCCGGAAAACCCACCACCACCGCCGUCAACGUCAACACAAAAGAACCACAUUUUCGAGGCGUACGGAAGCGGCCAUGGGGCCGGUACGCAGCAGAGAUCCGUGAUCCCGGCAAAAAGACACGUGUCUGGUUGGGAACAUUUGACACGGCGGAGGAGGCGGCUAGGGCUUACGAUACGGCGGCGCGUGAGUUUCGUGGUGCUAAAGCCAAAACUAAUUUUUCGACUCUUGAAGAUGCUGGUUUCUUGAAACUGAACCUAAAACACGGACCGGGUCAACGCAGUCCGAGUCCGUCUAGUACGCUUGAGUCACCGAGUCACGACCGAGUUCCGGUUUUGGACCUCAACCUAUCGUACGACGUCGUUCAGUUUCCAAACCACCGGUUCUCAACCUACCCCGGUGCUGGUUUUUACACCCCCCCGGAAAACCAGAUGGUCUAUUUCGACCGGGUUUUCCGGCCGGCCGCCAGCGUGUCAAAAAGUGACGAUUCUAACUCGUCAACGGUGGUUGACUUGAACCCACCGCCGUCGUCGCCGCCGGGACGCGUGGUCAUCGAUCUUAAUUUUCCGCCGGCGGCAGAAGAUUAUUAUUGAUUUGGAUAUACAUCAUCAACUCGUAGUUACUAAUAUUAUAUUUUUACUAGGAAUACGACGUCGUUUACCGGUCGGAUCGAUUGAUAUCUAUCGAUUAAGUUUUUUGCAGCAUGUAGAGAAUUAGACUUUGAAGUGUAAUUUUCUUGAAUUGUUGUUCGGUAACGUGGCGUUGAUCAUGCAGUUUUUGUUCAGUGGAAAUUCCGGUGACUUUUUCCGAUGUGUUUUUGUCUUAUAGUUUUUAUUAAUAAUCUGUUCAUGUUGGGUUUAUUUA